Aaosphaeria arxii CBS 175.79 is the source of this 1671-nucleotide messenger RNA. RefSeq lists its product as uncharacterized. The record is from RefSeq and is a predicted model, not a curated record. The transcript is spliced from 2 exons. Bases 1 to 1671 code for a protein of 556 amino acids. NCBI's taxonomy places the organism in Eukaryota, Fungi, Ascomycota, Dothideomycetes, Pleosporales.
AUGCCUCCCGCCGACUUCUGGGACGAAGAUGAGGAGUUCUACUCCCACACAGAUCGCAUCAGCAGUGCAGCUCGCCAUGUUCGCCCUCCCCGCCGUGCCCGUGACGAUAAUUACGGGCGUCGCAGUGAUUUCUUGACGCCUGAGCAUGUAACCUACACCACUGGUCUGCACCGCACCCGCUCUCAGGGUCACUCUCCCGCCCCCAAUAUCAACAUCUAUGCGACCAGUCGCUUGGAAAAUGAAAGCAGCCCCAAGGUCCACACUGAACAGAAGAGCCGUGACCCAAGCCCGAACCCCCGCGGGCGUCCUAUGAGAAUGCAAGAGGAGUGGGCUCUCGAGGACCAGCUUGCAGAGAUCAGAAUGGAGCUCGCAAAGACCAGGCGCUCUCGGUCGCGCUCUGCACACUACCACCGCGACGAAUCGCCUGCUCGUCAACCGGCCCACAAUGCUGAGUACGACCGUUGGCAGUUACAACAGGCCAACGAGCGACUCAAGGAGGCCGACGAGAGGGCUGCACUGGAACGACGCGAGGAUUCUCUGAGGAAGAAGCUCGAGCUUAAGUAUCUGAAGGAGAAACUGGAGCGCGAGGAGGAAGACCAUCAAGCCAAGUCGGAGCACGACCGUAUCGUGAAGGAAAUGGAAUUGAAAUACGAGAGAGAGGAGCGAGAGCGCUCUCGACGUGCUAAGGAAGCAGAAGAAGAGCGCAAGCGUAUCAUUGCGGAGAACACUGCAAAGAUCGAGAGGGCGAAGCGUGAGGAGGAGGAUGAGCGCGAGCGCAUAAUCGCGGAGAACACCUUGAAGACGGAAAGAGAAGCACGCGAGCGCAAGGCAGCCCAACAGGCCGCUGUCGAUGCUUUCAACAAGAAGAGGGCAGAGGAAGAGGCCGAGGCCAAGGCAGCCCAGCUAGCCGCCGUCGAUGCUUUCAACAAGAAAAAGGCAGAAGACGAAAAGAAUGCCAAAGAAGAACGCGAACGGAUUGUUGCGGAGUACGAGCGCAAGAAGUUCCUCGAUGAGGAGCAAGCCAAGCGUGAGCGCGAAAGGGUCAUAAUGGAGCUUCGAAUCGAGGAGGAGAAGCAGAAGGCUAAGGAAAAGGAAGAAUAUGAACGUUUCUUGCACAAACAGAAAAUGAUAGAAGAAGAGGAAAAGGCCAAGAAGAAGAAGCACGAAGACGAGUUGGCUGAUGCGAUGCACAAGAAGCUCUCCCAGUUCGGGUUCCAGGACAACCAGAUUCAAGCCAUGAUCAGGUCUGACGACGUUGCCAGAAUCCAGCAACAACAACAACCAAUACAGCAGCAACUACAGCCAGGAUCAUUGCCGGUGGCCCCACUCAGACUGACCCAUCAGCCUACCUACGUCAAAGUACACAAAGAGCACUUGGCUGUUGAUACGCUACACUACUACGAAAUACCUUAUGAAGUCGACAAGGUCGAUCCUAACUACCUCAUCAUUCUACGCGAGAUGGACACAAGAGAGACCGAGGUCCUCUUUGAGCACACACGCCGCCUUCGAAGCCGGGGCACCAGCCGUCUUCUCAUCGAGGAACAGCGCCGCGACCACCAUGACAGACCAGAGUACGCCUGGGUACGACGAAGAGCCCCAUCUCGGUCGCCUUCACGACGACGAAGCUCACCAAAGCGAGUGGUGGGUAUCAGCGACAUGUUCCUACGCUAG